Molecule: messenger RNA, 1506 nt
Organism: Drepanopeziza brunnea f. sp. 'multigermtubi' MB_m1
Lineage: Eukaryota; Fungi; Ascomycota; Leotiomycetes; Helotiales; Drepanopezizaceae
Biological process (GO): protein N-linked glycosylation
Cellular component (GO): endoplasmic reticulum membrane
Molecular function (GO): dolichyl pyrophosphate Glc1Man9GlcNAc2 alpha-1,3-glucosyltransferase activity
Source: RefSeq, a predicted model, not a curated record
AUGGCUGACGUCUAUCCUUCCAUAGCCCAGUGCGUGGCUGUAGCCACUGCAUUCAAACUGCUUCUUCUCCCCGCCUACAAAUCAACAGACUUCGAGGUCCACCGAAACUGGCUUGCCAUCACCAACAGCCUCCCCGUGCGAGAAUGGUACUUUGAAAAGACUUCCGAAUGGACUCUCGACUACCCGCCCUUCUUCGCAUACUUCGAAUGGCUGCUGUCGCAAUGCGCCGCCCUGAUCGAUCCCGAGAUGACAAAGGUGUUUAACCUGGGCUACGACAGUUGGCAGACGGUAUACUUUCAACGCGCGAGUGUGAUCGCUACAGAGCUGGUUCUUGUGUACGCGCUGCAUCUCUUCGUACAAUCCUCCCCGCCGGCAUUCAAGCGCCCGGCGCAAGCAGCCGCUCUCUCGAUCCUGCUCUCGCCUGGCCUUCUGAUCAUAGACCAUAUCCAUUUCCAGUACAAUGGAUUCAUGUAUGGCCUAUUAUUCCUUUCCCUGGUCCUUGCACGCAAGGAGUCCACCACUUUAGCUAGUGGACUCCUCUUCGCAGUCCUGCUCUGCUUGAAGCACAUCUACCUCUAUCUGGCGCCCGCAUAUUUCGUCUUUCUACUACGUGCCUAUUGUCUAGGCCCGAAGUCAAUCUUUCACAUCCAGUUCGGCAACGCAUUGAAGCUAGGGACAGGCAUAAUAGCUGUUUUCGGCGCUACAUUCGGUCCAUUCGCAUAUUGGGAUCAGAUGCCGCAGCUGCUGGGUAGAUUGUUCCCCUUCUCCAGAGGACUGUGUCAUGCAUACUGGGCCCCGAAUCUAUGGGCAAUCUACUCCUUCACAGACCGCAUCUUGAUAUACGCUGCGCCCUACUUCAAGCUCUCUGUAAACCAAGACGCCCUGACAAGCGUAACCCGUGGCCUGGUGGGCAACACCUCCUUCGCUGUCCUUCCCGAGAUUACUCCUCGAAUAACCUUUUUCCUAACUCUCCUCUUCCAAAUUAUCCCCCUCAUCAAGCUCUUCCUGAACCCCACAUGGGACAUCUUCAUCGGGUCCGUCACGCUCUGUGGCUAUGCCUCUUUCCUCUUCGGCUGGCACGUCCACGAAAAAGCCAUCCUCCUCGUGCUUCUCCCGUUUUCGCUUAUCGCUCUCAAAGACCGUCGUUAUUUGGGUGCCUUCCGGCCAUUGGCCGUAGCGGGUCAUGUCUCGCUGUUCCCGCUGCUCUUUACGGCGGCUGAAUUUCCGAUCAAGACUGUAUACACCAUUUUCUGGCUCGUGCUCUUCCUGCUGGCGUUUGAUCGCCUAGCGCCAGCUAGUAAUGGACGGAGAGUCUUUCUGCUCGAUCGAUUUAGCCUAGUGUAUAUCGCCGUCAGCAUACCUCUGAUCGCAUACUGCAGCUUGCUGCACGGGAUCAUCUGGGGCAGCAAGUUGGAGUUCCUGCCGUUGAUGUUUGUGAGUACUUAUUCAGCUGUAGGGGUUGUAGGGAGCUGGGUCGGAUUCUUGGUUGUGUUUUUCACUAGCUAG